CACCAGGCCGACGUGUGUCACGCCUACCAGGUGCUGCUGCGCGGGGGACUCAGACCCGCACACAUAGUGGUCAUGAUGUACGACGACAUAGCGUACGACACACAAAACCCAUUCCCGGGGCAGGUGUUCAACUCUCCAGGUGGGCCCGAUGUGUACGACGGUGUACGGGUCGAUUACCGCGGAUCGGACGUCAACGCCGCCACCUUCCUGGCUGUGCUGGAGGGUAAUGCCAGUGCCGUACCGCCGGGUAACGGCACCGGCCGGGUGAUUGCCAGCGGGCCUUAUGACCGCGUUUUCAUGUUCUACAGCGACCACGGCUCCCCUGGAGUGCUGGGUAUGCCCUCCGGUGACUUCCUGUACGCGGACCAGCUGGUAGGGGCUUUGGUGAGGAAGUACGGCAGGGGGGGAUACAAGGAGGCCGUACUGUACGUGGAG
This is a messenger RNA of Volvox carteri f. nagariensis, 435 nucleotides long. RefSeq lists its product as uncharacterized. The transcript is spliced from 3 exons. Gene Ontology annotation, biological process: vacuolar protein processing. The record is from RefSeq and is a predicted model, not a curated record. The annotation marks the transcript as partial. Gene Ontology annotation, molecular function: cysteine-type endopeptidase activity. Lineage: Eukaryota; Viridiplantae; Chlorophyta; Chlorophyceae; Chlamydomonadales; Volvocaceae.